Molecule: messenger RNA, 3078 nt
Organism: Dentiscutata heterogama
Lineage: Eukaryota; Fungi; Glomeromycota; Glomeromycetes; Diversisporales; Gigasporaceae
Source: the annotation of a GenBank genome assembly
AUGAAAGUCUUUAGCUGCUUACCACCUGCCCCAAAUUGGAAUUCUUCAAAGGCUGCAGCAAUCUCUAUAGAAGAAAACCUAUUCGCUUAUGCUUCUUCAAACGAUGUUAUAUUAUUAAACGCUGAAACACUUCAGUAUGUGGGUAGAUUUCGUGGGCACACAGACAAGGUGAACGCAGUAGACUUUUGUGACAAUCUUUGUGCUAGUGGAGGUGCUGAUACCACAAUAAGAUGUUGGGACGCGUUGACUCAGAAACAAAUGGCUAUUUUGAAGCAUCAUAAGAGUGAAAUCUAUGCUUUGGCGUGGGUGAAAGACAAAAAAUUUAUAGUAUCAGGAGAUAAAUCUGGUGAUAUUUCUAUAUGGAAUCCGUCAAAAAACAAGUCCAACAAACUUUAUUUUAUUCAAUCUCCAAUAUACAAUAUUGCACCAUCACCUACGAUUGAAAGUUCAUUGGCAAUCGGUUUUCAAAAUGGAGCUAUAAUUGUCGUUAAAAUUGACUCGGAUUUGAAUGGAAGGAUAGCGCGUCGACUAAAUGGUCACGAUUUUGAAAUUCAAAGCCUAUCAUGGGAAUUACCAAAUGGGGAUUGUCACACUGCAAGAUAUACUUUACUUGCGUCCGGAUCUCGGGAUAAAACCAUACACAUUUGGAACGUCGAAGAAGAAAGCUCAAUAAAAACAAUUAAUUUACCCCACCCAAUGCACCAUCUUACCGACCAACAAAAAUCCCGAGUGUGGGUUGCUGUAGCAUGGAUUCCGGAUCGUAAUAGUGUGAUUACAAGCUCAUACAUGGGUGACUUACUCAUAUGGGAUUUAAAUGUUUCAACUACGAAAUAUCAAAAAUUAAGUGGCCAUUCUCGAAGCGUUUUUUCAAUUGUGAUGUAUGCAUGUGGUACGAAAGCUAUAACAGUGUCGAUGGACCGAAAGAUUAUUCUCUGGGAUCUCAUCCAAAAAAAGCAAAUUUUUACCGUUUCUUGUAUUCACAAUUACGUUAAUGACAUUGACGUUUCUGUAGUGGAUCCACAUAGGCUUGCCAUUGCAAGUGGUGAUAAUAACAUCCGUGUAUGGGAUAUCGCGAAUAAGCAUGAUCCAUUUGGCUGCACAUUAUAUUGGAAAGGCCUAAAAAAUAAACUUACAUGCAUAAAAUGCCACCCAAAUCGUGAAGGGUUCCUUGCAUUUGGAACCGAUCUGGGUAAUAUUGGCUGGUAUGAAAUAUAUAACGACAAAUCCAAAACUUUCAAUUCUUAUCAUAAGAGCAAGGUCUAUUCUAUCCAUUGGUGUAAACCCGAAUGGCUAGGUCUAGGUUCAGCAAAUGAGAAUUCAGACCAUAGCUUAAUUAUCAGUUGUGGCGGGGAUGGCCAAAUACUUCUAAAUGAUACUACGAAACCAAAGCAAUCUAUGAUCGUAAAUGACAUGAUAAAAGAUGCAAAUCCUGAAUGGACUGCGAUUAUGAAGGAUAAGUCUGGUUAUCUACCAAAACGUACCGAAAUAGCGGUUCACCCAGCGGGUAGAUUUCUUGCUGUUGGUAAUUUCGAUGGUAGCAUCGAGGUUUAUGAUCUACCGUCAUUUAAAAUCGUUUACCAUAAUAUCGGCCAUCGAUCCAUAAUCAAUAAACUUGAAUGGCGUCAUUUAGAUGACGUAGGAAAUUCAUUUUCCCUUGCGUCUGGAGCAGAUGAUAAUUUAAUUAUGAUUCACGAUUUUUCCGAUUUAAAUAAAUUGAUUUCCACAACUACUGUACCAACUUCUUCAUGCAAACAUGUCCUUGAAAUGCAUAAAAAAGGAGUAACUGACUUAUCAUGGAGCCCUUCUGACGUCAACAAAUUGGUCUCUUCAUCGUUUGAUGGCACUGCUAUUGUGUGGGAUAUACAACAUGGUAUUCCAAUUUCUAUAUUUCGUGGCCAUCAUGGUCGGUUAUUAUGUACAGUUUGGAGCCUAGAAGAUGAAGAUGCAGUUUUUACAGGUGGAGACGAUGCUAAAAAGAAAGGGUUCAUAAUUAUUUUCAUAAUAAUUGGAAAAACAGAUUUCAGUUCAGAAAUUAAAAAUGACAUCGUCCUGUCUGAUGCUGUUACAAAAGAUAAUAUGUCGCAGCCAUUAGAUGAAACUAUUUUAACGACACUCGAUAGGAUAGAACAUACGACAACGGCAACACAUGCAACGAAAGAUACACCAGAGCCAAUUCAGAAGGCUGAAGUUCGCGCAUCCAAAAAAAAAAAGUUUAAGAACCUUUUACCUUUGGGAACAUCUCCUUCUCGAAGAAAAAAUCUUCAAUAUAGCACUUUCGAUAUUGCAAGAAAGCUAUAUGGUGGCGAUAUAGCAAAAGCAAUGGAAUUUUGGGUAGAUAAUGAGCAUAAAGGUCAAAAGCUAACCGAUGAAACAGACAAUAUCGAUAUCCAAGCUCCACCAUUUGUAGAACUGUUUUUUGUAAAGUCACAUAAUAAUUCAGGAAUUUCUAUGGGUCUAGGAGGCUUAGAAGUCGGCCCUGCUUUGCCUUUGCAAAUUUGGUCUAAUAAUUUUGCUGAGCUGAUUAAAAGUUGUGAAGAUAAUGAGUUUUCCAAUAAAGAUUGGAUACUUCUUGCCCUUAGUCCAUUGGCUGGCCGAGAUGUAUGGCAGUCCUUGGUACGCCUUCAAGCUGAGAAACUUGUAGCCAAAAACGACCGCCAUGGUGCGGUUUUAUGUUGGUUGGCAUGUGGAGAAGUCUAUGAGGCUGUUGAAGUUUAUCGCAAAGCUGAAAUGUAUCGCGAAGCGAUCGCUUUAGCAAAACUUCGUUUGAUCGAUGAGGAUCCAAUUUUUUCGGAUCUAUAUAGCUUAUGGGCUAUUCAAUUAGAAAAAGAAGAGGCAUACGAACAGGCUGCUAUGUGUCAUUUAGCUGCAAAAAAGGAAAAUUCAAUUCACCAUGCAUUAAACGCUUUAUCACGUCGUGGUGAUCCCUCAGCAUUACGUACCGCAGCAAGUUUAGCAUUGAUGCUUGGGGAUUCGUCUGCGAAAGAAAGAAUAUCGAGAUAUUCUGAAGAUCAGGAAAUAAGAAGCUCCAAAAAAAGUAACCAAAUAGAAUCAGAUAAUAUGAAACAGUUUGAAGAGUAG